CUGAAAACGGAAGCUACUGUUUACUUGGUUGGUGAAUUAGACGUUUGACGUUUCAGAUCACCGCUUUCGCUCCACUAGCUAGCUAUUCACACAGCGGACUAUUUGUCCACUCAUGCGCUAGGCCCUAUGUUAAACUAUUUGACAACCGCUUCCAGAUUAUUUCUCCGAAACACCGUGCCCAUCUCGUCGAGGUGUAACUACAACAUAAUUUGUCGGUUUUACAGGAGAAUGGAUCGAGCCGUGGUAAGAUGUGUCCCGUGGGAAUCCAAACUCACUAUUUCUUUCGUCCUUGAUGGAAGCAAUAAACACAUGCUCAGGGACCAAACGGAGGAGCUAGGCAAAGCACUGGCACGGAUCGCAAACAGUAUCAUCAAGGGCCAGGGCAAAGCUAAAAAAUCAAAGAAAAACAAAGGCGCGUCCACAGACGCCCAGGAGCCCUCUGCACCCGGGAGGUUGUACUACAACGGAGACUUUGUAGCAGAAGAUGCUAUAAACUCAGAUGCCUGGCAGGAUGGGGCCAUUUUACACGUGGGUGACAGUAAGUACACAGUGGAGAGAAACCCACCCACAUUCAUCACGGCAGAGCUGCCCGUAUCUCUACUGGCCGGGUUCCCCGUUUGCCCGAAACUCAAGGUAGAAUUCGGGGAUUUAAAAGACUGUCGAUUUAAAUGGUUCAAGGAGAACAAGUCCGGUGCCGGUGAUGAGGAGCUUCGAGGAGAGAAUAGUUGGACCGAGACGGGGAGCGAACGGGUGUUUAUCCCCUCAAAUAUGGAUAUUGGCUCCAAGCUUAAACUGACAUGUACCCCGGGUGACGGCGAACGGUGUGGGAUGGACAAGGAGUUAGUAACCACCGGUACGGUCGAAGCAGGGCCCGGUUCAUGUACUUUUGACAACAGACACAUGUACACCAACAAGGUCACAGAUGACAUGACCAUCAGAGUAGUGUCAUACAAUAUCUUAGCUGACGUUUACGCACAAACGGACCUCUCCAAAACCGUCCUGUACCCUUAUUGUACUCCCUACGCGUUGGAACUGGACUACAGACAAAGUCUGAUUAAAAAAGAACUGUCAGGUUAUAACGCUGACCUCAUCUGCCUUCAGGAGGUGGACAAGAACGUGUUCUCCGACAGUCUGUCUCCGGCCCUGGAUGCGUUCGGCUUCGACGGGGUCUUCAGGAUUAAGGAGAAGCAACACGAAGGUUUGGCCACCUACUACAGGAGGUCAAAGUUUAAACUUCUCAGUCAACACGACAUCAUGUUGAGUGAAGCUCUGACGUCAGACCCAAUCCAUGAAGAACUGUUGGACAGAGUGAACAGCAACCCUGCCAUGAAGGAGAAGGUGACGCAGAGAUCUACCACACUACAGGUGAGUGUUCUGAACGAUCUGAACGAUCCAUCCAAGAAGAUCUGUGUCGCCAACACCCACCUCUACUGGCAUCCCAAAGGUGGGAAUGUCCGUCUGGUCCAGAUGUCAGUAGCUCUGAGACACCUGCAGCAGGUGAUCACCCAGAGUUACCCCGACGCCUCGCUCAUCUUCUGCGGUGACUUCAACAGCACCCCGUCCUCGGGGGUCUUCCAGCUGGUGAACCAGGGGGUUCUGCACACCGCCCACCCGGACUGGAACUCCAACGGAGCGGACGAGCUCUGUCCCAUGGAGGUCGUCCACCCUUUCCAGCUGAGUAGCGCCUGCGGGGAGCCGGCCUAUACUAACUAUGUAGGGGGAUUCCACGGCUGUCUGGACUAUAUCUUCAUGGACCCACGGGUGCUGAGGGUAGAUCAGAUGAUCCCUCUGCCCAGCCACCAGGAGGUCAUUACCUGUCAGGCCCUUCCCAGCGUCUCACACCCCUCUGACCACAUAGCGCUGGUCUGUGACCUCAGGUGGAAGUGAAGUAAAUCUCUCUCCCCCCCCCUCUAUACAGCAGUCUGUCUCUGUACCAGGGCCCCUUACAGUGUGUCUCUGUUCCAUGUCUGUCUCUGUACCAGGGCCCCUACAGUCUGUCUCUAAACCAUCUGUCUCUGUACCAGGGCCCCUACAGUGUGUCUCUGUACCAGGGCCCCUACAGUCUGUCUCUAAACCAUCUGUCUCUGUACCAGGGCCCCUACAGUGUGUCUCUGUACCAGGGCCCCUACAGUCUGUCUCUAAACCAUCUGUCUCUGUACCAGGGCCCCUACAGUGUGUCUCUGUACCAGGGCCCCUACAGUGUGUCUCUGUUCCAUGUCUGUCUCUGUACCAGGGCCCCUACAGUGUGUCUCUGUACCAGGGCCCCUACAGUGUGUCUCUGUUCCAUGUCUGUCUCUGUACCAGGGCCCCCUACAGUGUGUCUCUGUACCAGGGCCCCUACAGUGUGUCUCUACCAUGUCUGUCUCUGUACCAGGGCCCCCUACAGUGUGUCUCUGUACCAGGGCCCCCUACAGUGUGUCUCUGUACCAGGGCCCCUACAGUCUGUCUCUAUACCAUCUGUCUCUGUACCAGGGCCCCCUACAGUGUGUCUCUGUACCAUGUCUGUCUCUGUACCAUGUCUGUCUCUGUACCAGGGCCCCCUACAGUGUGUCUCUGUACCAUGUCUGUCUCUAAACCAUGUCUGUCUCUGACCAGGGCCCCUAUCCAUAAAGCAUCUCAGAGUAGGAUUAUUAUUAUUAUUAUUAUUCUGAUUAUAUACUGUAUGGACAGGGGUGGGGCUGAUCCUGGAUCUGUAUUCCCCUGAGAUGCUUUCUGAAUACGUGCCCAGUGAUUGAGAAACAUGAAUCGAGUCAAAUCCAUAAACAAUGGGAUGUGGAGGAUCAGUUUAGUAACAGUUUGAGUAAAUGAAAUGGUUUCUUCUUCAUUAUAUCUUCCCGUGUGGCUCAGUUGGUAGAGCAUGGUGUUUGCAACGCCAGGGUUAUGGGUUCGAUUCCCACGGGGGACCAGUACAAAGAAAUACAUGAGAUGAAAUGUAUGCAUUCGCUACUGUAAGUCGCUCUGGAUAAGAGUGUCUGCUAAAUGACUAAAAUGUAAAAAUGUAAAAUGAUAUCCUUCAACCAACAAGUUAAUCCAUGUACGACUGUUUAUCAGACAGGACCUUCUCCUUUUGCCAUUAUUCAGUUGUAAUUUAAUUGAAUAAAGAUGCGUUUCGCUAUCCAUCACACAAAACCCUUCAGUGAUGGAAACACUU
This is a messenger RNA of Salmo salar (Atlantic salmon), 3151 nucleotides long. It is a transcript of the gene pde12, whose product is annotated as phosphodiesterase 12. Gene Ontology annotation, biological process: nuclear-transcribed mRNA catabolic process, deadenylation-dependent decay. Lineage: Eukaryota; Metazoa; Chordata; Actinopteri; Salmoniformes; Salmonidae. Gene Ontology annotation, molecular function: 3'-5'-RNA exonuclease activity. The record is from RefSeq and is a predicted model, not a curated record. Gene Ontology annotation, cellular component: mitochondrion.